AUGGAGAAACCCGCAGCUUACAAGGAAUUCGUUCUGUGCUUCGACGGCACAGGAUACAGAUUCCGCGGCGACGACGCAGACAGCAAUGUCCUCAAAAUAUACAGAAUGCUCAACCGCAACAACCCCUCCCAGCUACACUACUACCAGCCCGGAGUCGGCAGCAACACAACCUCCAUAUGGCAAGUCUACGAAGCGCAUAAGAACAAGCUGAAACGGUGGUUCCUCAACACCAAGGACGCAGCGAUGGGGACGACAUUCGACGACCACGUUAUGGACGGGUAUCGAUACCUGAUGCGCUUCUACUGCCCGGGCGACGGGAUCUACAUCUUCGGCUUCAGCCGCGGGGCAUAUGUCGCGCGCAUGCUGGCUGAGAUGCUCGACCAUAUCGGACUCCUCGAGGCAGGGAAUGAAGGCAAAGUGCGCUAUGUGUGGAAUAUAUACUCGCAGUGGGCGAAGCAGAGUAACAGCAUUGACGUGGAGCAAGCCGAGAAGGACAGGUUGUAUAAGUAUAUGAAAGCGCUGCGGGAGACGUUCUGCCGGCCCGUGUCGCAGAUUCGCUUUCUGGGGCUGUUUGAUACGGUGAAUAGUAUUCCGCGGUUCGAGGUGAAUCGCAAUAAAUUCCUGUUUCCUUAUACGGCGAGGACGUCAGCGAGGGUUAUUCGGCAUGCGGUUGCGAUUGAUGAGCAUCGUGCGAAGUUUAGGGAGGACCUCUUGUCAGAUACGAAUCCGAAUAUGACCCAGAAGGAGAGGAAGAGGCGGGCUCGUUUGAACGGACAUGAGAAGCUUGAGCAGGGGCAUUAUUCUGGGGAGGCGUACUAUCGGCCUUCUCUUGACCGGCGGCAGACUAGCUCUGGGGACCAAACACUUACGGGAUCCAGUGCUUCGAACGACGUUGACGAAGAGAAGGCCUAUGACCAGGACAUCGAGGAGGUGUGGUUCCCUGGGUGUCACGCUGAUAUUGGCGGCGGACGGAAAUUAGACGAGGAUGAAGAAUACGCGCUGAGCCAUGUGCCGUUGGUGUGGAUGGUGAACGAAGCUCAGGAUGCAGGACUGCAGUUUGACCCUGAGAAGAGGAAGCUAUUCCGCUGUUUCUACGAUCCUAGGGAUAGUUGCCUUUCACCUACUGAGAAGGUAACGGUCAAUCAACAAGAGACGGAUGAAUUAGCACAAUUCAAGUCGGCUCUCUGGCGAGCAGCUACCACCAGCCGUAUACAUGAUUUCCUCCAGUACGGCCAGGGCGUCGCGUGGACUACUGUUCUAACUUGGAAGAUAGUCGAAUACCUCCCCCUUCGCAGGAUUGGCUUGCAGGAGGAUGGAUCGUGGAGAGUCAUUCGAUGGCCUCUGCCUCUUGGGGAGCGACGUGAUGUCCCCAGGGACGCCAAAGUACAUUUAUCAGCUGUUCGGCGCAUGGAAGCCAACUCGAAUUACAGACCGGACAAUCUGAUCCGGGGGAAAAGAUGGAAGAAGAAGUGUCCGAGGGAGUUUGGGAUAGGGCAGUGGGAGGCGUAUACCCAUUGCGGUUGUCCGAUACGAGAGACAUAUCAGAAGAUGCCUGACACGAGGACAUAG
Aspergillus versicolor CBS 583.65 is the source of this 1569-nucleotide messenger RNA. RefSeq names its product T6SS phospholipase effector Tle1-like catalytic domain-containing protein. The coding region runs from base 1 to 1569 and encodes 522 amino acids. Lineage: Eukaryota; Fungi; Ascomycota; Eurotiomycetes; Eurotiales; Aspergillaceae. The record is from RefSeq and is a predicted model, not a curated record. The transcript is spliced from 2 exons.